AUGCCAUUGACAAUCCAUCACCUGGGCCGCUCCCAAUCCGAGCGCAUCGUCUGGCUCGCCGAAGAGCUUGGCGUCAAAUAUGACUUUGUCUUUCACAAGCGCGACCCCAUCUUCUCCCCGCAAUCAAUCAAAGACCUGCAUCCCGCCGGCACCGCCCCAGUAAUCGAAGAUAGCUCCUCCCCCUUCACAAAGAACAAGGUUGUGCUCGCUGAGUCCGGCGCCAUCAUCGACUACAUCAUCGCCGCCUACGGAGAAGGCUGCCUCGGACGCACCCCAAAGGACGGCGACGAGUACGUCCACUUCCUGGAAUGGUACCACUGGGCCAAUGCAUCACUUCAGCCCGCCCUUUUCCGUGUCCUCAUGACGCGCCGUUUGAGCAAUGACCCUGAGGCCGUUCACGUAAAGGUUGGCGCUGCCAAGCUGGAGCGUGCGCUUGAGAUGGUUGAGGCGCGGCUCGGUGAAACCGGAUCUUAUCUCGCCGGGAAUGACGUCACCGCGGCGGAUAUCAUGGCUGUGUGCACUUUGACAACUAUGAGAGGGUUCUGUCCUAUCGAGUUCGAUAUCCAGAAGCAUAAGAAUAUUCUCGCAUAUCUGAAGCGAGUUGGUGAUCGUCCUGCUUAUCAGAAGGCUAUGAAAAUCUGUGAGGGUGAGGAGUUUGUGCCUAUUCUGGGCCCGAAGGCGCAGCCGUUUAACUUUCCCUACUAA
Molecule: messenger RNA, 705 nt
Organism: Penicillium atrosanguineum
Lineage: Eukaryota; Fungi; Ascomycota; Eurotiomycetes; Eurotiales; Aspergillaceae
Product: glutathione S-transferase family protein
Exons: 1
Coding region: 1-705 (234 amino acids)
Source: RefSeq, a predicted model, not a curated record